AUGGGUUCCUUGUCUGGAAUCCUUCAAAGGCCCGUUCUUGCAGCUUCUGCUGUUGCCAUAGCUUCUUUGUCAUCUGAUUUGCGCGAAAAGUUGUGGCCUGAAAAAUCAUUAGAUGUGUCUCUUUUGUGUUUAGAAGAAAAAGGUUCUUUGUUUGAGGAAAAUAAUUCAUCUUGGGUCUCUAAGAUAUCGGUUUCCAAGCUCGCUAGCUUGUCAUUUGUUGCAAGAAUUCAUGUUCCUCUGCCCACUAUUAAUCAUCAGAUACUUGGCUCGAGUUCUUCUAGUUCUGUUCCUAGUUUUAGGUUUAGUUCGGUCUACCCGUCUCCUGGUUUGAUCAACUUGCAUCAAUCUGCUGAGUUGGUGAAAGCUGCAAAGCCAGCUUUAUAUAAGUAUGAGGCAUCUUCUUUGCCCUCCGAGGUGUCGUAUCGAUGGCAUUUGCCGGAGCCAAGUUCGGUUGAUGUAUCUGGUAGUUCAAAUUGUGCAUCGGUGAAAUCUAGGACGGUUGUUGUCUUACUUGGUUGGUUGGGUGCAAAGCAGAAGCAUCUCAAUAGAUAUGCAGAGUGGUAUACUUCAAGAGGGUUUCAUGCUAUUACAUUUACGUUCCCAAUGUCAGAGAUUCUUAAUUAUCAAGUUGGGGGAAAAGCCGAGCAGGAUAUAGAGUUGCUUGUUAACCAUUUAGCUGAUUGGUUGGAUGAAGAAGAUGGAAAGAACUUGGUGUUCCAUACAUUCAGCAAUACAGGAUGGCUAACAUAUGGUGUCAUCUUGGAGAAUCUUCAGAGAAGUGAUCCAAGUUUAAUGGGAAGGAUAAAGGGUUGUGUUGUGGAUUCUGCUCCUGUGGCUGCUCCUGAUCCGCAGGUCUGGGCAUCUGGAUUCUCUGCCGCUUUUCUUAAAAAACAUAGUGUUGCGACAAAAGGCAUCGUGAGUGGACAAAGUGUAGGUAUUAGGGAAAAUGAAACAGCUGCCGAAGUGAAGCCCGAGUUCGCUGAAACUGCACUCUUAGUUAUUCUGAGGAAGUUUUUUGAAGUGGUGCUGAAUCUUCCAGCAGUAAAUAGGAGGUUGUCCGAUGUGCUGAGUUUGUUAACCUUGGGGCAACCGAGCUGCCCGCAGUUAUACAUAUACAGCUCUGCAGAUCGAGUCAUCCCUGCAGGAUCUGUUGAAUCUUUCAUAGAAAGACAGCGAAAGAACGGGCGUGAGGUCAGGGCUUGCAACUUCAUCUCCACACCCCAUGUUGAUCAUUUCAGGAACGACCCGACAUUGUAUUCUUCUCAGCUCACGCAGUUUUUGGAAGAUUGUGUGCUGAGCAAGUGCGGAAAUUCUAUGAAAUAA
Messenger RNA from Oldenlandia corymbosa var. corymbosa, 1323 nucleotides. NCBI's taxonomy places the organism in Eukaryota, Viridiplantae, Streptophyta, Magnoliopsida, Gentianales, Rubiaceae. The record is from the annotation of a GenBank genome assembly.